AUGUCUCGACAGGAUCAUUUUAUACGACAACCUGACUAUCACGAAAAGUAUACCUUUGUGGCCACUCACUCUUCGCGGGAUUCUUCGGUUCUUGAAGCCUGUUCCAGUACACCCACGUCUUCUAUAUUCUCUCGUUCCUUGAUACCCUGCACCGCUACGGUCUCUAGCGUUUCUGGCGGAAAAGCCAAUUCAAUUUCAGCCACAACCAGUAUGAGUACAGAUCCAUCUGCUAGUUUCGCUGGACUUCGUCUGAUCAAUGAAUCAACUUCAUCUGCACUUUCUAGCCCUCUUGCUCAUCAGCACCAAUUCACCGCACCUUUUCAGACUACUUCUAACAUGCUUCCUACUCAUUUGCUCCUUCAACACCAGCAGCACCAACAUCAGGUCUUCAACUUCUCUUCUGCACCGAAUCAAGCUAUAGGCUCUGGUUCCAGUCCAGGGCAUCUGCAAUCCCAACCCCAAUCGCCUGUUGGUCUAACAGCUUUCUUGGGUCUCGGAGCUGAUGGGCAAACUCAGGGGCCUGUUACCUUCUUGUUCGAUGGGUUGGCAAACGAAGAUCAUACGAGUGUUGCUGUUUCAAGUCAUCCCGUUGCUACUACUGUUGUAGGUAAUAAUAUCGAUAAUGCUUCGUUCAAUGGAAACAGCAGUAACUCUGCAGGGAUCGACAAUAGGACUGCUGCUAUAAACGGCCCUGUUUCAAUGGCGAUGGCUAUGUUUAUGGCCUCACAGCAGAUAGCUGGCACCUCAAAUCAAACGACGGGCGUCAAUUGUGUCUCCGGAAACACCAAUAGUCUAAAUCCCGGUCCACAGGCCGCUCCACUAAACCUUAUGAUGCAGCAAUUUGCAGUAGCUGCUGCGGCCGCAUCAUGUAUUCCAUCCGACACCGGCCUUGAUGCUGGGGACAAGGGUACAAUCGAAGCGAUAUCAGUGACUCCAGAAAGACAAAUCUUCCUUCCUGGUGGUCAUCUUCCAUCGGCUACUGGUGCUGGUGAACUU
Messenger RNA from Protopolystoma xenopodis, 996 nucleotides. NCBI's taxonomy places the organism in Eukaryota, Metazoa, Platyhelminthes, Monogenea, Polystomatidea, Polystomatidae. The record is from the annotation of a GenBank genome assembly.